Messenger RNA from Dicentrarchus labrax (European seabass), 1120 nucleotides. It is a transcript of the gene psmd10, whose product is annotated as proteasome 26S subunit, non-ATPase 10. The record is from RefSeq and is a predicted model, not a curated record. Gene Ontology annotation, molecular function: protein binding. The coding region runs from base 112 to 792 and encodes 226 amino acids. Lineage: Eukaryota; Metazoa; Chordata; Actinopteri; Moronidae. The transcript is spliced from 5 exons.
AUAAUUUCCUGAGUCAUUGCUCGUCUGGUUCAAAUCUGAAACGAAACAUAUCCUGAGUGUCUCCACUAAGAUACUAUACAUUUAGUUUGACACUCACUGGGUUUAUAUAAAAUGGAGGGUACUGUAUCAAAUGUGGAGGUUUGUAACUUUGCUUACACGGGGAAGUUUGAGGAAUUAAAACAGAGCAUCCUGUCAGAUAAAACGCUUGCGUGCAAAACGGACCAGGACCGUAGAACCGCCCUUCAUUGGGCCUGUUCUGCUGGACACACCAACAUUGUGGAGUUUCUGCUGGACCUGGGAGUUGAAGUGAAUCUGCAAGACGAUGCUUCAUGGACCCCUCUUCACAUUGCAGCAUCUGCAGGCAGAGAAGAAAUUGUGAGAUCUCUAAUAUCCAAAGGCGCUCAGCUGAAUUCAGUGAAUCAAAAUGGAUGCACCCCUCUGCACUACGCAGCCUCCAAAGACCGAUAUGAGAUUGCUCUGAUGUUGUUGGAAAACGGAGCAGACCCCAAUGUCACCGACAAGUAUGAGUCCACUCCCCUGCACAGAGCAUCUGCCAAGGGAAACUACCGCCUCAUCAAGCUGCUUCUUGAACAGAGUGCCUCAACCAACAUCCAGGACUCACAGGGCAACACACCACUCCAUCUGGCGUGCGAUGAGGAGCGUGUGGAAGCAGCCAAAAUGCUGGUGGAACAUGGGGCUAGCAUCUACAUUGAGAACAAGGAAGAGAAGACGCCCCUUCAGUUAGCCAAGGGGGGUCUGGGCAAAUUACUUCGUCAGAUUGUGGAGGGAUGAUGCAUUUACUGUGUUCCUGCUCGAAGUCCCACCAUCGCAAAGUUACACAAAAAUGAGAAUUCUCAUCCCAGUCGAUCCUCCUUGAGCGGCCCAGUGUGACACAUUGAGAUGUGCAACAGGUGGAAGAUAAGACGGUGCCAGAGAGGGAGAAAGGAGAGGGAAGUUGGACUAUUGCAUCUUGCUUCUUAGACGGGGCAGUGAAACUGCUCCGGCUUUAUAUGUCUGAUUUAAAAACUAAACAGUCUAUGCCCACUGCAGCGUAUUUUCUAUGAAGUCUGAGUUGUUGCAUAGGUGACUAAAUAAAAUUUGUGUUCAGCUUGUCAAUAAA